GCAGCUCACACUAGCUUCUCGCCCACCCUAGGGCCAUGUCCCUCAGACUCAUUCUGCUCCAGACAUAUGCACGGACUUUAUUCUUUAAGCUAAGUGCAAAACUUAGUAAUACCGCUUUUCCUUUCUUUCUUUUCUCUUCUUUCUUUCUUCUUCUCCCCUCUUCCCAACAACUGAAUCAUGCCAUGGGUUCUGAGGAACUGGGUCGGGAAUAUUUUUCUUGUGGUCCAGUUCCUCGACUUUCGGGCGCUGUGCAAUGAUAGACAGUCUCAGCCAGGCGCGUUUUCCUUUCCGGACAAGAGGCAAGAACACUUUAUCAAGACUUUGCCAGAGUAUCAUGUGGUGGUUCCUAUCAAGGUAAAUGCGACUGGACAUUUUUUAUCGCAUGCUUUGCACCAUCAUGCCCCCAGUGUGGGUAAUGCUAGGAGGAAAAGAGAUCUGGAGCACCAAGAUGACCAAGUGUAUUACAAAAUUGCUCAUGAGGACAAGGAGCUGUUUUUUAAUUUGACAGUCAAUCAAGGAUUUCUUUUCAGUAACUACAUCCUGGAGAGACGAUAUGGAAACCUCACAGGUGCCCAAAUGGAAUCCCAUUCAGGCUCUUCCUGCCACUUCCAUGGUACAGUGCUGCUAUCAGGAGUUGGAGAUGGCACUGCAGCCCUUAGUGCCUGCAAGGGACUGACUGGAUUUUUUCGCCUGCCACAUGGAGACUAUUUCAUUGAACCUGUUAAAAUGCAUCAAUUGGUUGAAGGAAAGCAUCACCUACAUAUCAUUUACAAGAGACAAGUACAUCCAGAUUCUCUGAGGAAGAAGUGGGGCUCUCUGGAACAAAAGGAACCUGCUUGUGGAUUAAAUGAUAGUCAUGCAGUUUUCCAGCAGCAAGAACAACAGCGAGAAAGGUGGGAGAGAAACAAUGUGCCGAAGAAAAGACUCUCUCGGCGAUCCAUCAGCAAAGAACGAUGGGUGGAGACCCUGGUUGUAGCAGAUACAAAGAUGAUUGAAUACCAUGGAAGUGACAGUGUGGAAUCUUACAUCCUCACUAUCAUGAACAUGGUCACUGGAUUAUUCCAUAAUCCGAGCAUCGGCAAUGCCAUUCAUAUUGUAGUGGUCCGGCUCAUUCUACUAGAAGAAGAAGAGCAAGGAUUGAAAAUAGUUCACCAUGCAGACAAGACGCUGGCCAGCUUCUGCAAGUGGCAGAAAAGCAUCAACCCUAAGAGCGACCUCAACCCUGCCCAUCAUGAUGUGGCCGUCCUCCUAACCAGGAAAGAUAUCUGUGCUGGGGUUAAUCAUCCCUGUGAAACCCUAGGCCUGUCACAUCUCUCUGGCAUGUGCCAGCCUCACCGGAGCUGUAAUAUCAAUGAAGACUCAGGACUCCCCCUGGCUUUCACAAUUGCCCAUGAGCUUGGGCACAGCUUUGGCAUCCAGCACGACGGAAGAGAAAAUGACUGUGAGCCUGUGGGAAGGCACCCCUAUAUCAUGUCCCGUCAGCUCCAGUAUGACCCCACUCCUCUCAUAUGGUCCAAGUGUAGCAAGGAUUACAUCACUCGCUUCCUUGACCGAGGCUGGGGGUUCUGUCUGGAUGAUGUCCCCCAGAAGAAAGGUUUGAAGUCCAAGGUCAUUGCUCCUGGAGUGAUCUAUGACAUCCACCACCAGUGCCAGCUGCAGUACGGUCCCAACGCAACUUUCUGUCAGGAAGUCGAUAACAUUUGCCAGACAUUGUGGUGCUCAGUGAAAGGCUCGUGCCGCUCCAAGCUGGAUGCUGCUGCAGAUGGGACCAGGUGUGGAGAGAAAAAGUGGUGUAUGGCUGGCAAGUGCAUCACAGUGGGAAAGAAACCAGAGAGCAUCCCUGGAGGCUGGGGCCGUUGGUCACCUUGGUCACAUUGCUCCAGGACCUGUGGGGCUGGAGUUCAGAGUGCAGAGAGACUCUGCAACAACCCUGAACCCAAGUUUGGAGGGAAGUAUUGCACUGGAGAAAGAAAGCGCCACCGCCUGUGCAACAUCCACCCCUGCCGCGUGGAUGUGCCAACUUUUCGGCAGAUGCAGUGCAGUGAAUUUGACACAGUGCCCUACAAAAAUGAGUUCUACCAUUGGUUUCCAGUUUUUAACUCAGAAUAUCCCUGUGAACUCUACUGUCGACCCAUUGAUGGACAGUUUUCUGAGAAAAUGCUAGAUGCUGUUAUUGAUGGUACACCUUGUUUUGAAGGAGGCAACAGCAGAAAUGUCUGUAUUAAUGGCAUAUGUAAGAUGGUUGGCUGUGACUAUGAAAUCGAUUCCAAUGCCACUGAAGAUCGUUGUGGUGUGUGCCUGGGAGAUGGCUCUGCCUGCCACACUGUGAAGAAGAUGUUCAAACAGAAGGAAGGAUUUGGCUAUGUUGACAUUGGGCUUAUUCCAAAAGGAGCAAGAGACAUUCGAGUCAUAGAGGUUGAAGAAGCUGGAAACUUCCUGGCUGUCAGAAGUGAAGACCCAGAAAAGUAUUACCUAAAUGGGGGAUUUAUUAUCCAGUGGAAUGGAGACUACAAGCUGGCAGGGACAGUCUUCCAGUAUGACAGGAAAGGUGACCUGGAAAAUCUGAGGGCAGCUGGCCCUACCAAUGAAUCUGUGUGGAUACAGCUCCUAUUCCAAGUGACUAACCCUGGCAUAAAGUAUGAGUACACAAUACGGAAAGAUAGCAGCACUGAAAAUGAUGUGGAGAAGCCAGAGUAUUUUUGGCAAUAUGGCAGCUGGACAGACUGCAGUGCAACAUGUGGGUCAGGUAUUCGCCGCCAGACUGCCCGCUGUAUGAAGAAGGGGAAAGGCAUGGUCAGAGCUACAUUUUGUGACCCUGAAACCCAGCCUAAUGGCAGGCAAAAGAAAUGCUAUGAAAGGAAUUGUCCACCCAGGUGGUGGGCAGGAGAAUGGCAGGCCUGUUCAGCAACCUGUGGACCUCAAGGAGAGAAGAAACGGACAGUGUUGUGUAUUCAGACAGUGGGCUCUGAUGAGCAAGCCCUUCCUGCUAAAGACUGCCAUCAUCUGCUUAAGCCAAAGGCUCUCAUUUCCUGCAACAGAGAUGUCCUGUGUCCAUCCGAUUGGACAGUGAGCAACUGGAGUGAGUGUACUGUUUCCUGUGGUGGAGGAGUGAGGACUCGAAAUGUCACUUGUGCCAAGAACAAUGAUGAGCCAUGUGACUUCACAAAGAAGCCCAAUAGUCGAGCUCUGUGUGGUCUACAACAGUGUCCUUCUGGCCGGCGGCUACUAAUCCCUCCUCUGAAACCCAAGAGAGGACCAAUUUCCAACGGGAGACCUCUACCCACACCUAAGUCAACCCCCUCAAGACCUAUCCCUCCCCCUACACCUAGUCCCAGAGUUCUGACUACAACCAUAAUGCCUGAAUCUGUGAGCCUGAGCACUAUGACAAGUAUUAGCACAAGUCCUACCAUGUCUUCCAAAGAUCAAGACCCAGCAAGAAAAUUGCAAAAUAAUUCAAUCCCCUCUGAGCCAGAUACUCGUCUUUCCACUGAUCCCACUCAAAGCACAUCACAGUCAAAUCCUGCUACUGGGUCUGUGAGUACCCAGACAAUAAGCAGAAUUAUAACUAGCAAUGGGAACAUUUCCCAUUCAGAAAUGACAUCCACCUCUAAAGUGGACUUUGUGGUCAAAACAGAUGUCACUCCUGUGUUGCCAUUCACCACAAGCCCAAUGACUUUGCAAGUGACUCCCGUUUUUGACCACUUGACUGAAGGGCCAGAAAUAGAAGUCCACAGUGGCUCAGGAGAAGACAAUGAACAGCAGGUAGACCAAACCACAGAUGGUCCUGUAACAUGGACCAAAAGCAAAAGCCUCACAGACCAGUCUCCAGCUACAAAUGCCAUAAGUAUGCCACCCCAGGCUCAACCAACACCAUACCUCAGUGAUCCUGCCACAGGGUAUUCAUUCAGCACAACAGCAGAUGGGCUAUUGCCUUCAACAAGGACCAGCCAACAACCCACUACUUUCAAAUAUGGCACCAUGAAUGUCAAUGCAAUAGUCACCAAAAAACCUUCCCUCCUACAACUACCGCCAGGAAGGAAAAUUGAACCAAUGCCACAUGAGAAGUUGUCAACCCACCUGGAAACAGAACCCAUAAGCAGCAAGACUCCAUCACAAGGCCUUGAAUCUGAUUUAACUGAGGAGGAUGCAAAGAAUCUGAUUGCAGAGGGGUUUUUGCUGAAUGCCACAAAUUAUAAGCACCUCCAAGUGCCCAACCCAACACAAAGCACCGCCUACUGGAUUGUGGGCAACUGGAGUGAGUGUUCCACCACCUGUGGCUUAGGCGCUCUUUGGAGACAUGUGGAAUGCAGCACUCAGGUUGACUCUGACUGUGAGUCCGUUCAGAGGCCUGACCCUGCCAAGAGAUGUCACCUGCGCCCCUGUGCAGGCUGGAAAGUGGGCACCUGGAGCAAGUGCUCCCGAAAUUGUGGGGGAGGCAUCAAGGUCCGGGAGGCUCGAUGCGUGAAUAGCCAUGACUACAGGAACCUGAGGCCAUUCCAUUGUCAAUUACUUGAAGAUAAGCCCCAGCUGAGCACCACUUGUAACAUGGAGCCCUGCCUAGAGUGGAAGACAGAGCCCUGGAGCCAGUGUUCCAAAUCCUGUGGAGGUGGCACUCAGGAGAGGUUGGUGCAUUGCCCAGGAGGCCAUUGUGAUUGGCAGAUGAGACCUGACUCCACUAGGCAUUGUAACAGUCAUUCUUGUUCCCACUGGGUAAAAGGGACAUGGAAUUUGUGUACCGUUUCCUGCGGUGGUGGCAUUCAGCAAAGGACUGUUCAAUGUAUCAACCCAGAGAGCAAUAAAACAGAGCACCCCAGCCUGUGUGAGUACAUCCCCAAACCUCUGGAAUCACAGAAAUGCAAUGAACAAGAAUGCAGGAAAAACACAGAUCUACCUUGCAGCAAGGACAAGCUAUCAUCCAGUUUCUGCCAGACACUGAAAACUAUGGGCAAAUGCUCCAUCAUCACUCUAAGAGCUCAGUGCUGCUACACAUGUGCCAGGCCUCCCACCAUCCAGGCUCGACAGCAGAAAAAUCAACAGGGCUUCAGAAAAUCCAAACUGCUCUGAAGUCAGAAGGAAUCCAUCCUCCACCAAAGACAGCAACAACCUGCUAGACAUGAUGAGUUCUGGGCUCUGGGUUAAUUUUAUUGAGGUCUCAGUUCAUUUAUUUUAUUUGAAACUGGGUCAUUAAAACAAUCCUAUUGUGUCCCUCUAUCCUAAGGGAUGUUGUGGAGCUGUAUGUAAUAUGUGCUGAUCCCUGGCAGAAAGGUGUGAUAUCCAAUCAGGUUAGCUCUAUGGAUUCCUGCCAUUCGUUACAGGGUAUAACUUCUAUGAAAGGUACUGAAUUGGAUAAUUCUAUAAAGUCUUGUGCCUCCUCAAAGAAGGAAAAGUCUCAUAUUUCCAUUCUACCUCAGGCAUGCCAAGACAGAGAACUGUGGUUAUAGAGGGUGCAAUGAAAUCCUACUGAUUUCUCUCUAUGAGUGCACCCCACCCUCUUACCUGCCCAUCAAAACUGUUUAGCAUCCUCAAAGGGAUAGGUCUUAACAGUGAUAUUUACCUACACCUAACCCAGACUGAGGGAAAAGCUUUAUCUGACCAAUAUCCAAUGGAAAGCAGAAUGGAAGAAUUAGUAUUUCCCUUCACUAAUCACCCCCCCCCCAUAGCCCUCUGUGUGGAUUGUGUCUCUACUCUGAGAUAUUAGACUAAUAGAAACAAGCUUAAACUGAAUGCUGAGGAAUUAAGGAUGAAUUGUUAAAUACUGAGAGGGUCUACCAAAGGUGAGGGGGAAAAAAAACACCUGGCUGUCUGAAAUAUACAUACAUAUAUACAUUCAUAGUAAUUUCUAUUAUAAAGUAAUCUGCUUUUAUUUUCUCUUCUACACCAGGAAAUAUCCUUUCACUAGGACAGAAGCAGAUGCCUCUCCUCUACCUACCUGAUUCUACUUCCAAGCUUAUUCCUGAUAAAAUCACUUUACUGCUGAUAGAUCUGCUGUGGGUUACCCUGUGCAAAUUAGUAUAGACAUAUCAUUAGCAACCCUGAGUUGAAGAAUUAGAUGCUAGAGGAUGGUCAGUAAAACCGAAGUUAAACUUCAAAAAGAACAAGGAAAUUGUGUAAAAGUAAGAACCUGGUAUUAAAUUCUCCAAUCUAGUACAAGCAGCUUCCUCAAUUAUAUCCUCAGAGAGCCUCAGCAUUUAAUGACAUACUUUCCAGAUUGAUAUAGACUACACUGUUUUAGGAAAUGAAUGAGUAAUACCUGUUAGUGCCAAUACGAAGGGUUUUUUAAAAGUUAUUUGUUUUUUCCUGAGGACUGAAAUAAGACUUUUAUGGUUAGAACUGCUAUUUUUGGGAGCUUUUGGCAGAGGGUUCACAAAAUAAACACGAUCAUCCAUAAGAAAGGGUUGUGAUCGGUAGUACAAAGUCUGUAGCUUCAGUGAUAAAGACUAAUGAAGCUUGAAUAGGCCCUCCAUAAAUACUUGUUCAGUAAAAUUCAACAAGAUUCUCCUAUGUACUAGGUUUCAUGCUUGGAGCUGGGAACAUAGAGGCAAAAACUAAUAUUCCCUGCUCCCAGAGUUUACAUUCUACUGGAGGAGGAAAAACACGUAUACAAGUUAAAGUUUAAAAAUAUAUCAUUAGAGCAUGGAUAAAAUAGUCUGAUCAAGAGCAUAUACUUGUCUGGCCUCUGACACUUACUAGCUGUAUGACCCUGGGCAAGUCACUGAACCCCGAUUGCCUCAGCAAAAAUACA
Molecule: messenger RNA, 6742 nt
Organism: Phascolarctos cinereus (koala)
Lineage: Eukaryota; Metazoa; Chordata; Mammalia; Diprotodontia; Phascolarctidae
Gene: ADAMTS12
Product: ADAM metallopeptidase with thrombospondin type 1 motif 12
Biological process (GO): extracellular matrix organization; proteolysis
Cellular component (GO): extracellular matrix
Molecular function (GO): metalloendopeptidase activity
Source: RefSeq, a predicted model, not a curated record